This is a messenger RNA of Tarenaya hassleriana, 1423 nucleotides long. RefSeq names its product histone deacetylase 2. Gene Ontology annotation, molecular function: histone deacetylase activity. The transcript is spliced from 13 exons. Bases 178 to 1272 code for a protein of 364 amino acids. NCBI's taxonomy places the organism in Eukaryota, Viridiplantae, Streptophyta, Magnoliopsida, Brassicales, Cleomaceae. The record is from RefSeq and is a predicted model, not a curated record.
ACUUCUCCACCACCGUCCCUCGUUGCUUCGGCGUUGGAGUUGCAGACUGGUCAUGAAGAUUCCCCAACUCGACCGAUCUGGGCCGAGUCAACUCGCGAUCUCUGCAAACCAGCUGUCUAUUUGCUCCUCACGUUAGCCACCAUCAAAGUUUCCCACUCUCUCUACCGUCGUGCUAAAAUGUCUUCUUCAUCGGCGCAUGAAACUGACGCAGAAACUCUCCGGCGAGAACGAAUUCUAUCCAGCAAACUCUACUUCGACGUAUCCCCAUCAAACGUUUCGGUGAUUUACUCAUCCGCUUACGACAUCUCGUUCAUGGGGAUUGAGAAAUUUGUAGGUGUUAGCGUGAUUCUGAUAUUGCAAUCUGAUUUGGGCAGGCACCCAUUUGAUUCUUCCAAAUGGGGCCGAGUUUGUCAAUUCCUUGUUUCGGAUGGGUUUUUGGAGAAGAGAUCGAUCGUUGAGCCUCUUGAAGCUUCCAAGGAUGAUCUCUUAGUGGUACAUUCCGAAACAUACUUGAACAGCCUGAAAAGCAGUGGAAAUGUCGCCAUGAUAACUGAGGUUCCACCAGUUGGUUUGUUUCCAAACUGUCUUGUGCAGCAGAAAGUUCUUUACCCGUUCCGGAAGCAGGUUGGAGGAACGAUUUUGGCAGCGAAGCUUGCGAAAGAGCGUGGUUGGGCAAUAAACGUUGGAGGGGGAUUUCAUCAUUGUUCUGCUGAAAGAGGAGGUGGAUUUUGUGCUUAUGCAGAUAUCUCUCUCUGUAUUCAGUAUUCCUUUGUCCGUUUAGGUCUAUCCAGGGUGAUGAUAAUAGAUCUCGAUGCUCAUCAAGGGAAUGGCCACGAAACAGACUUUGCCCAUGACAGACGAGUUUAUAUUCUAGAUAUGUAUAACCCCGGGAUAUACCCCUUGGAUUAUGAAGCUAGGAGAUUUAUUGAUCAGAAGGUCGAAGUGAUGAGCGGGACCAAGACCGACGAGUACUUGAGGAAGCUAGAUGAAGCCCUCGAGGUUGCUUCACGAAACUUUCAACCAGAAUUGAUAAUUUACAAUGCUGGAACAGAUAUUCUAGACGGAGACCCACUUGGACUUCUAAAGAUAAGCCCGGAAGGCGUAACAAGAAGAGACGAGAGAGUCUUCAGAUUCGCCCGUGAUCGAGAAAUCCCUCUUGUAAUGCUGACUUCGGGAGGGUACAUGAAGUCGAGUGCGAGAGUAAUAGCUGAUUCCAUAGAGAACCUCUCAGGGAAAGGCUUGAUAACUAUGCAGCCAAAUCCAGCACUAUAGUUCCAAGGUUAGGCUACAUAAGGGUAUUAUUGUCAUUGUGUAUAUUACCGUAUAAAUAUGCUCGUAAACUGAACAUAUAUAUAUGAUCAUAUUGUGCUUUAAACAAUCAAAUUCUACUUUUAGGGCAAACAUGAAAUUCCCUUUGCAUGUA